AUGCGCUCCAUCGUCUCCACGCGCGUCCGUUCGCCCAUCGGAGCGAGCGUCGCGCGAAGACGAUCGCGAGCGAGCCCGAGGGCGAUCGGCUCGGACGAAAACGACGCUCGAGCGCUCACGAAAGCUCUCGAAAAUGCGAGAAAAUCAAAGUCGAAUGAGUUCUCCCCGGGCGCCGGCCUAGGGCUCGACGCCGAGGCGCAGGCCAUGUCGGCGUACGCGGAUAUGAUCGAUACAUCCAUCGGGGGCGAUGGCGCGCUGAGCGACGACGAAGCCGCGGCGUUGGCGACGGGUGGGACGAUGGACGCCGAGAGCACGGCGAGGCGCGCGCGCGGACCGCUCGCCGAGGCGUUCGAGCUGUUUAAAGCGUUGUCCAAGGGAGCGCACAUCGUGCAGAGCGACGACGGGCGAACGAUGACGUGUUGGCGAACGCGCGAAAAUCUCGCGUCCCGACGAAAUAUUGACACGCUCGACGUAGUGCGUCGACGUCACACGCGCGCCAGCCGCGACUGA
Ostreococcus tauri is the source of this 510-nucleotide messenger RNA. Its product is annotated as unnamed product. Bases 1 to 510 code for a protein of 169 amino acids. The record is from RefSeq and is a predicted model, not a curated record. NCBI's taxonomy places the organism in Eukaryota, Viridiplantae, Chlorophyta, Mamiellophyceae, Mamiellales, Bathycoccaceae. The transcript has a single exon.